Molecule: messenger RNA, 11292 nt
Organism: Cynoglossus semilaevis (tongue sole)
Lineage: Eukaryota; Metazoa; Chordata; Actinopteri; Pleuronectiformes; Cynoglossidae
Exons: 34
Coding region: 1073-11158 (3361 amino acids)
Cellular component (GO): nucleus
Molecular function (GO): RNA binding; zinc ion binding
Source: RefSeq, a predicted model, not a curated record
CAUUAGCAGAGGAAGAAGACACCGGAAGUUCUACUGUGGUAUUUCUUCUGCGUUUACUGUUGGGAAAAGAGUGAGCAAAAAUAUUUGAGACGUUCAUCUUAACAAACCUGAGGUAACAACACCGUAAACAAAAAUGUCACGAAGAAAAAGUCGACGUUGUUUUUAUGUCAUACUAUGAGCAGCUGUGCUCAUAGUCGUUCGGUAGUCCCACCGUUAACUUGGACCGUUUGUUAGCUUAGAACCUUUACACACGUUAGCUUUGCUUCUAGCAGUAGCGCUGCUUUGAUUUUGUUUUUUAAAACAUCUGUCCUACAUUUACAGUUCUGAAAGAACCCCCUGACCCUUUUUUUAUCGUUGCCAGAGCACAAUUGGGUAUGCGUGUAUUUAAAUGUUUAUGUGUGAUGCUAAUAAAAAAUAGCUGCAGUUGCUGUAAAGAGGGACUUUCUUAUCCUGACAGUCAGUUGUCAGUUUCACCUGUUUUCACUUGGAUUAAAUCAUAAGAAUUAUAACGCAUGUAGUGAUCAAAAGAUUGUCAUUUAUGAAUAUAUUCUGAAUAUAUUGAGUUGAAUAUGGAAAGACAUUGACAUUUUUCUAGAUUUUUGUUUUGCUGUGAACCUUUUCUCUCUCUGUAUGUAGUUUUUUUUUGUGUGUGUUUAUUUCCGUUUUCCAGCUAGUGAUAACCCAAGCAUGUAAAAUAAUUGACUGAAUGGUUGUCCAAGAAGAGUCUCCAGUGACCACAUUACCCAGAAGGACUGCCGUCCCCGAAGCUCAAAUCCAUUCCUUCUGAAUAAUCUUUUGUUUUGUUUGUUUUGUUUUUGGACAUUUCCGCUUCACUUUGAUGUGCAAUUGUUGAUUCUUGUUUCUGAAGGUGCUGCAUAUUCCUUAUGAUGCUCAUGUGUGGAGGGCUCAAAGGGACCCUGCUUUUGAUUAAAGAGUCAAUCUAAGGACUGCAUCCAGUCAGGACAACUUACUAACAGCUAUGUUGUAACCUUGGUCGCCAUCCUUCAACUGACCUGCUCCUUCUGGAAAACCAAUCACCUUACUGCUAACUCUUCUUAACUUUCCAGGGACAAUGUCCCAUCAUCUGCAUAACUCUUUUGCUUCUGGAAACCAGAGUUCCACCCAGGAUCGAUAUGGACUGGGAGAAAUGGACCCACACAGUAAAACUUGCCAUGUUGGACCAGGACUUAGUUCACCUGGGCCUCCGACUGUGGCAUCUGCUAGAGUGAUUCCAGCAUUGGGUCAGUCGGUAGGCUAUCGACCUGAACCAAAUAGGACCUCAAUAAAUGAUGAUUUAGAACGGUCUGUGGACAUUCACAUUAGCAGAGCCCGAGAGGAAGUCAAAUUUUGUGGUGAUCCAGGCCGUCAGUCCACAGGUCAGAGGACUCACUUUUCAGGCACUCACAGGGAUGAAUAUCAGUCCUCAAGAUUGCAUACAUCAUCCUAUCCACAAUCCUCAUCUGCUGUCUCUCACAGUCACAAAUACUGUAAUGUUGAAAGCAAACAAAGCUCCAUCGCCUUGCUGCCGAAAUACAAAGGAUCAGCCGAUGACGAUUCCUCCAGAUUUUAUCCUUCACCUUCUUCUUCGAGCUAUACUCACAAUAGUGAUGGAACGUUCACUUCCUCCACAGAAGGACAACGUGAUGUUGAGUCUCUUACGGGAUUAAGAGAAUAUGAGAAUACAAAACCUAAGUACACUUCCCAGUCUGCCAUUAACAUCCUUAUGCGUUUUGGACUUGAGAAAGAGGACUUGGAGUAUCUUAUUUCAUACCCAGAAGAUCAGUUGACACCAUCCAACCUACCAUUCAUCCUGCGCCAAAUCCGCAUGCAAAAGACAAGGAUGUCUACAUCUGCUGUUGAGUCAAAACCUUACCCAGAACCCCAACCAGUCAGAGGUUCAGAGAUGAAUUUUGCAGGACAGUUGCCUAUUCCCAAGCCACCUCAAGUGAUUGAUUAUGGACAUACUGGCAAAUAUUUUGGAGGAACUGGUAGGACUGAUAGCAUUGGUGAAGAUAGCUCAAUGCUAGAGUCAUAUGAGCAGCGUAUGACCAGUGGGAGUCAAGGACAAGUUCAAAAAGACAGUACAGAAUGCAAAGUCAGUACCUUGGUUUCUCCAUGGGACCACAGUAGCUCUGACACUAGGCUCAGCUCUCCAUACCAAUCGGUUGCUCCCUUGAUUAAUGAUCCAAAUGAACCAAGCAGUUCUGACACUCCUCCCAGUUCCUUGGACCGCUCUGUUGCUCCCACAAGUAACAAACCAACUAAACAAUCAUACAAUCAACCGAGUCAAACUUCUCCGCUGACCUGUAACUCUUUCAACCUGCCACAGAAAGACCCUAACAGACAAGUUUUGAUUACUGAACCCAGACCUACUUCUUUCAAUGAACCAGGCACAGGGACAAAGCCCACAUUGCCAUUACUGAACAGAAAGGGUCUUAUUCUUAUUGAUAAGACCUACUCCAAAGGGACCAUGGAUGACAGCAAAAGUCGGGGAGAAGAGGCAGCACUUACCAAGCAUGUUAAAAAGGAACAGGAACAGAAUAAAGAUUUGAAGAAAAAAGAGGAGCAGAAACAAAAACCAGAGCAAAGAAAGGAAUUUGAGAAGACUCAAAAGCAACAAGCACAGGCGCCAAAGCAGCCACAAUCGCAGUUGGGGAAUGCGUUGUGGUCAGCUUUUUUACCUUUGCAGCCUCCACCUGUCCUGCCGGGCUCUUCCGUUCAGUACCCGGUGCCAUACUCCAAGCCUGAUGCAUCUCCUGUUGGUAAUCUCCCUCCAAGCACAAGCUCCUGGAACCAGACUUCCCCGCCCAAGAAUGCGGUAAAGUUGCCAGGCAUUGAGAUUCAACCGUCACUUGCCAUGAUGCAUGACUAUGCCGCAGCCACUCCGAAAGUCUUUCCGCAUAUUUGUUCUCUGUGUUUCAAAGAGUGCACGACACUGAAGAGUUGGAUCUCCCAUCAGAACAGCAGCCUUCACCUGCAGUGCUGCAGACAACUCCGGACAAGAUACCCACAGUGGAAUGGAGAAGUUCUUGUUAAAUCCAGCUCUUUGAGUAAAGAUACGGAGUCCUCUUCUUCACCAUCUGCUAAGACUUCCCAAAAGCUCCAUGGAAGAUUUUCUUUAUCAUGUAAGACUUCCCAAAAGCAACAUGGAAGCCUUUCUUCAUCAUCUGCUAAGACUUCCCAAAAGCACCAUGGAAGCCGCUCCCAUUCCCGUUCUGCCAGCCCAAAUAGACACCAAGGUUCAAAGAAUAGAAAACCGAAACGUAGCCGAUCCAGAUCUCGCAACCCCAGAUACUCUCGUUCCUCGUCCCAUUCCCCACAAUACAGCCGAUACCGGUCACGUUCAAGGAGCCAAGAAAGGGGGAGAAGGUGGAGGAGGAGGAGCAGUAGGACAAGAAGUAGUGAAGAGAGAGAGUCAUCUCCCAAACGAAGAUGUGAAAGACGUUCUUCGUCCAGGAGGAGAGAGGACAGGCGCUCCUCUCCAGAAUGGAGAAGCCACAGGCAAUUGCAACCAGGAAGUAGCAGCAAUAGAUGGUUGUCUCCACAAAGGAGCCGUGAACGACGCUCACCCCCGAGAAGGAGUGAAACCGGGCGCUCCCCGGUGAGCAGAGAUGACAGGAAAGUUUCCCCAAGGCACAGUCGUGACAGACUAUCUUUGAGAGAAAUGUCUCCUGAAAGGCAGAAAUCGAGGAGCGCAGAGAGGCUGGUGAAGAAACUCCUUAAAAGAACAGCUGGCCCGUCUCAAUGUGAGGCUGAUCUGGAAGCUGUGGUCAAGACUCUUCUUGCAGAAAUCACCAAGACAAAGUCUUCAUCUACAGCAGAGAUGGGAAGUAAACACACAAUAAGCUCGUCCUGUGUCAGCAGCAGGAGCACAGACUUUGCAUCUUCCUCCACAUCAGUUCCUUCCUCUUUCACUUCUGCCACCUCCUCAGCAGCAAAGAAAACAGCAACUACAACAAAGAGCAGUUUGCUGAAAGGCAGGGUGGACAAGUCGUCGCCUGUCUCUGCUCCAACCAUGGUAAGAUUGGAGGGAAUCACCAGUAGCCUGUCCCGCACUGACGUGAUUGCUGCUCUGGAAUGUUUUGGACGAAUUAAGUCAAUCAUUCUGAGCCGCAAAAAAGAACAGGCCCUUGUUUGCUUUGAGAAAGAAGAGGACGCAAAGAAAGUCAAGAGCAUCAAGAGCAUAGAGGUUAAAGGAACCUAUGUGACCGUCAUGAGAAAGAAGGAUACUGUCGUGAAAAAGACUCCAGUAAAGAAAACAGCUACACCAAAUGAAUUCACACCCCGCAAAACAAAAAAUACUGUCAGAAAAACAGAAACAUCUGUGUCAAAGGGCCUGAAAAAAUCUUUACACUCUCAGGUCAUGAAGAGCACCCAAGGCACAGAUGUGAAAAAGUCAUCUCUUUCCACUCCAGUCAAAACAGCCACUAAAGUGUCAGUUAAAGGUAAAGGCUCACCAGGUGUCAGCAGAGCCAAAGUCUUAGUUUCCAAAGCAAAACACGUCUCGAAACAUUCUAAAAAGGUUGCUAGAAAGAGUAAAUCUGUCAGUCAGUACAAUCAAGAAGAUGUUGCUGCUUCAAUACAAGUCACAGUUGCAGAACCAAAUAAUAUCCAAGAUGACAAGAGAGCAAAAGUCAACAUGGAAAGAAACUGGGCUGUACAAGAACCAGAUGCACCUAAGGAGAGUCCCAUCUUGGUGGAGAAUUUGGCAGAACCUACAAAUGUGUCCACGACCACAGUAGAAUGUCCUGAGGCAGUUCAUUUAGAAGACUUGCCUACUGAAGAAAUGUUUGUCUUAGAGCAGCCAGAAUUACAAGAGACACAAGAAGCAGAACCAACCCAAGUGGGACCUGAAGUCAAAGAGGCACAAGAUACAGAACCGGCAGAGACCGAGGAAACCAUCCCUGUAAUGUCAGAAGAGCUGAUGGAAACUGGAAGUAGUACUCAAGAGGAAGGAGAGAUAUUGAGCAAUACAGAAUCAGAAGAACCACCAACAGAAACUGGAACAGACAUCCUCAAACCUGAGGCUGACAGCUGUACACCUCAGGAGACUAAAGCUCCUCCUGAACCACAGGCAGACCCAAGUCCAGAACCAAAACAAGAACUGGAGACUAAGGAAGAACCCUGUCAAUUUUCAGUCUUAGCUGAUGUUCUAGAGAAGAAAGAUUCUUCGUCUCCCAUGAAGAACCAGAAGGGUCCAAAGAUGGCCCCAGUUGUCUUUAAAGCCGGUGAAUCUCUCAAGGGAGCAGCCAGCACUGCAGUGAGCAGACAGAAAGCACAGACAGCUGCUGUACCUUCACGGCUGACGGUUUUGGACAUGGAUCAAAUAUCGUUCGGGAAAAAGAAAUUCGCGACCUACGCUAAGAAAAAGGUGCUUUCACAAAAGUUUUUAAAACGUAAUGACACCAUGAUGUUGAUCAAAAAUCUGCCCGAGGAAGACGACUACACAGAGGAAGAACUGUCCGAGCUUCUCAGAUCUGCAGGAUUCGACUACAGAGACGACAACUUAUACGUGAUCCCCCGGAGUUGUCUGGCUUUUUGUUUCCUUUCGUCCCUGGAGACAGUUCAGAAACUGAUCGCAGGCAGACCAAUCUACUUCAAAAACCUCAGACUCCACCUCUUCGUGCCCUGCAUUGGUUACACUAUGACACCAUAUCGUUUGUAUAAAUUCCUGCUCAAGAGAAUGACUGGCAAAGCCUCACACCCAGCUGGAACCAUCUAUGUGAAGAACAUUUCCAGCGUUCAGACUGAAGCGCUAAUUGAGAUUUUGAGAAAGAUGGAAAAAGCGGCUAUGCUCAUGCCUUUCCUCAACAAGAUGUUUGUGGAGUUUCUAACACCCCAUGAUGCUGAUCUGCUGGGAGUCUGUUUCAGCCUGAUAAAUCCAGCAUAUAGUUGUACUAUGUACCGUAUGUUAAUCCCUCAAGUGGGACCCAGAGUUCUGCAUGCGAAAUAUAUUCCGAAACAGCUUAUCAGCACUUUCACUAAAGGAGUGGAUUUUAAGGAACCCACCAUAAACCCACAGGGCAGUUCUCCACCAUUCUGGCUCAGCAUUAACACGCGGCCCUACAUCUUUCCCACCAUGUCCAGUUGGUUCCAAAUCCCAAGAAUCAUGACGUACAAAUUUGAUGGUGACGCCAGGGUGGCCAGAGACCAAUGCUUCAGGCCCACCAUCAUGUUGACAGGCUUACCUGAGGGACGCUACAGACAGGAAGACGUGGCCCGGCUGUUCUGGUCCUGCUUCCCCAAACGGAACCUUCAGACUUUGUACUACAGCGUGUUGGUUCUGAUUCUACAGAGGAGGGCCUUCAUCCAUUUUCCUGACUGGAUGUCCUGCCUCAUUUUCUUUGAGCAACACAACAAUAAAAGACUGACUUUGUGUGGAUCCGCACUCACACCGCACUUUGUCAUGGAGCCCAUGGUUACAGAAUAUACUGAGGAGCGCAUGUUCAUCCAGCUGCUGAAACUCAGCAACUUGCGAACCCCUCAUCCAGAGUCUCUGGAGGAACGCCUCCUGUGCGUGGAAAUUGCUGAGGCAACAGUCAACAUCGUCACGGUGGUCAUGGAGGGGGUGGCCUCCAUUGCUCAAUUUGUGAGGUUCCUGCCGCUUGCCAACAGGAUUUGUGUGGAGAUGGCUCAGUCCAGUGGAGUCAUUAAAGUGGUGGAGAUGUACAAAACAUAUAAACCACAAUCUGAAUUCAAACUCAACACCUGGAAUAAAGUGAUUCGCAUUGAAUGUAUGAAGAGCCUAAAACAGCGUCUGCACGAUGCUGGUGAAACCGCGAUAGACCUGAACCCCAAAGCCCCCAGCAGCAUUGCAGGAGCCGGGUCUACCUCCAACCAAACCACUAGCUCCACCGUUGAUGUUUCACCGAAAGGAGCUGAAAAACUAGAGGGCGCUGAGAGACCAGCUACAGGUCUGACGGUCCCGCCUGAAAAGGUUCAAGGCUUGGCAGCUUCAAAUGUGGUCCACUUUGAUGAACAAAGUUUUAACAUAGAUGACUUUAUAACUGUGGAUGAAGUCGGGGAGGAUGCUGGAGAGCACAAACAUCGUGUCCAGUCAGCCAGACAGAUCACGAAAAGAAAAAAUCAGCAGGAGUGUGAAGCCAUUUAUAAAAAUGAAAUAUCAACAAGGUCAAUGCAAACCUCUAAGAACCUGGACUCACCGUCAUCACCUUCACCUUCCAAGUUUCCUGAAGACUACAGGAAGAGAAGCCCAUCUCCGAGCUCCAUCUCUGCUUCACCCAAAAAGUCAAGGCUCUCUAGCAAGUCAUUAAUUUCACCUUCUUCCUCUUUGCCCCAAGGAAAAUCAAAAGCACAGAUUACUUCUUUCUUCAGUUCUGAUUCCAGGCCUUCCUCUGUGGCGAAGUCUGAGAGUGCAGUGAUAAAGUCUGAUCACACAGUGUUAGCUGAGGGCAAUGCUGAAAAAUCUGUUAAGUCCGAGAAAGAAAUAGAAACCUUAUCAGAGAUGAGUCCACCUGCACAGGAAUCAGAAAUGAAUCAGGACCAGAAUCAUUUAGGGACAGGUUUCAAGGAUAGAACAGUCCACGACCUGGAGGAGAGGAAAGAUUCUUUGAAAGAAAUUACCGAAGAGGAGGAAGACAAUUACCAGAUCCUAGAUUCUUUUGAAGAGCAGACAGAAAACGAGGUUAAUAAAAGGAGUCAGUCAGGAAACUCACCUGACAACCUGUUUCCUGAACAUGGGGACAUUUUCCAUGUUUUGGACAGUGUUGGUGAUGAUGGUACAGAAUUCUGCACACAGACGACUGAAGAGGGGCCAAAAUGUUUGACUAAAGACCUUUUAAAAGACACUGAUACUUCAGGUGAGAAAGAGUCUGACAAAAUUUGGAUCCAAGCAAACGACCAAUCUGAUGAAAAACCUGCAAAUAACAAAACUGAGGCAAACAAAGAUCUAUCCCAAGAGAAAGAAGAUUUACAUUUUAAACUAAAUCAGAGUGGGGCAAAAGAAGAGGAAGAAGAAACGAUUCAAGGCAAAGCUAUGAAUACAAAAAUCUCCAAUGAUGCAGAAAACCCUGAUGAGCAAAUGGCAGAGGUUCAAGCAUCUGAACAGCAACAGUCUGAAAUUCUACCUCCAAAAGAAGACCAGUCUGUAAUGGUUGAACCUAAAAGCCAAAAUGACCAAGAGGUUAUCAAGCAAACAGAAGAGGAAGUUGUAUAUCAGGUUGUUGAUUCCAUUAAAGAUCAGCUUGAUGUUUCUCCGACAGAGCCUGACAACAAAAGAAGUAGAGGUGAGAGGGAAUUCACCCACAACAAAGAAGAGAGGCCAUCAAAUCACUGUGGGCAGAGGACCACAACAACAGCUGCUGAAAAAAAGGAGUCAGAUAAACCCACAAGGACUGAAGAGCUCACUGAGGACAUGGAGUUUGAAGUCUUAGAUUCUGUCGAAGAUGAACCUACUGUAGCAGCAUCCACAUAUGAAAGGUCUGGAAGAAGGAGCCCUAGAGGAAAGAAAGAAGAUCCCACAAAAGCACCAAAAAAACCUGAGGUGGAUGAUGAGGUGGUCGCUGUAAGAACUAGAUCUACAUCAAGAAGAAGAGAUGGGUCCACAAGGAAAGAUAGUUUGACUGUUGGGUCAAACAAAGAGGACACACCGUCAAGAAGAACACACAACCCUGCCAGGAAAAUUCUGAGAACACAAGAAGAAGCUUCAGAGGAGAGCAGAUCAAUGAAUAAGGUUGCCAUCAUUGUGAAGGAAGAUCCUGAGGAAGAAGCAACCUAUGAAAUAGUGGACUCUGUAGAUGAUAAAGAUGACCAACCAUCAAAAGGAAAGAAAAGAAAGCCCAACAGAAAGGAAGAACAGCAUUCUAAAGAGAGCUCAACAAUGAAGAAGACCGAGCUCAUUGUGAGGGAAGAAGAUACCUAUGAAAUAUUAGAUUCUCUGGAGGUUAUGAAGGAAGACCAUCCAGUUACAAGAAGAAAACGUGGAAGACCAAAAAAGCAGGAGAAACCAGCUAAAAAAGAACCUGAACAACGUAUAGAGUGUGAAAAGGAGGCAGAUGGAAAAGAGGAGGUGUCCUGUCAGAUAAAUUCUUUGGAGGAUCAGAUGGUAGAUGGUCAUCCUAAUAUGGAACAGUCAAAGAGCUUGAGAAAGACCAGAGCAUCUAAAAACAACAAGGCAUCAACAGAAGAAAGAACACCUCGGACAAGGUCACGCAAAAGCAGGUCCAAUGAGGAGCCGCUGUAUCAAAUAGUAGAUUCUGUAGAAGACGAACAGAUUCAGGAGGAGGUGACGAAAACAGAAGUGUCCAAAGAACCAGGUGAGUCAAAACAGGACACAACAAGUGUCAGCACUGCUGGGGAAAAUAGGAACAAGAAGGCCGAGGACAAUAUUGAUCACCAGCCUGAAGACAUAGAGACUGAAAGAUUAGGUGGAAGAACAACACUGGAAAAUGACAGCAAAACAGAACGAUCAGAGAAUGAGGGCGAAGCUGUGACUGAAACUGUAGACUUCUUGGAAGACUAUCAAGUGAAGGAGCAGCUAUUGACCCAAGAAGUUUCCAAAGAUACUAAAGGAGAAACUUCUUGUACCAUCUUAGUUGCGGAAAAGACUGAAGUGGUGGUCAAAGUUUUGGAUGGUGGUGGUGAUGCUUUGUCAGCUGAAGGCCCAACAGCUUCUACAAACGCUCUUGUCAACUUGGAUGAAGUGAGCGAUGAGGAGGAGGAUUUCCCAGAUGAUGUGGAGGAGGAGGAAGAAUCGAGGAAGAGGCACACAAGGAGACUCUCCAAGAAUUCAGAAUGUACCUCAAGGAAAAAGCAGAGUGGCAUCAAGGGUACAAGUGACUCACCGAGUCUCAUAGAAGAAAAACUAAUGUGUGACAUCACUGCUGAUAAGAAAUCUGUCAAAGAUUUAGAGGAGGUAAGCGAUGCUUCGUCUGUUACAGAAGAGUCUUCGGAAACCCAAAGAGAAGCCUCAACACCGUUCAUGGAGAAGAACCAAGAGUCAUCCAAGAAGAAUGACUCUGCCCCUGUGAGGGUCACUUUGGUGAACCUGGAUCAGGUCAGCGAUGAGGAGGAGGACUUUCCUGAUGAUACAGCUAUGGAAGAAGAAGUGAGGAAGAAACAAGCUGCUGUGAAGGAUCAAAGACUUUCAAAGCAGAAGGCGAUGGAACAAGAAGUGCCCACAACUAGGGAGAGAAGCAACAGGGAUCGAAGGAGUCGGAGCAGCAGUAGAGGCGGAGAGAGCAGUGAGGAAGGAAAGAGAAGGGUGAAGGAGAGGUCAAGAGAGGAGGUGGACAUCAAGGAGCUAGUGACUUUGGAUGAAGUAGGUGGAGAUGAAACUGGAGAAGAUGUGGCAGCCCAGAGUCAAGAGUCGGAGGCUGAGGAACUGCUGGGUUUGGUCACUCUGGAUGAAAUUCAUGAAGAGGAUGAUGAAGACGAUGUACAAGCUAGGGGGAUACAAACCCCUGUAGUGGAGAAAGGUUCAUCCAGCCUUGAGGAGAAACCGGUUGAAUCUUCACAUAAGGAGACUUUGGUGUCUCUUGAAGCAGAUGAUGACAUAGAUGACAAAACAAAGAAACCUCACGCAACUUUGAGUUUUCCAGUCAAAUGCAAACAUGAGCCAGAAAAGGAGGAAAAGCCAACCCCCAGAACCCAAGGUCGGCAGAAGAGGAAAUCCCGGACCACAGCUGUGAGAAAAUCUCCUCGAGGGAAAACAUCUGCUGAGAGAGACUGCAAAGAAGAACAGGAGCCAGGUCCCAAUGGACCUGCACCUCCUCAUCUUUUUGACACCUUGUCUCCUGUUAAUAAUCCAACAAAGAUCCAAAAAGAUGCAGACCCAAAGAGUCAGAAAAUCCCUGACUUCCAAGGACUGAGCAAAGAAUUGAGUAAAAGGAAUGUGGACCUACUGGCACCUGAGGUCAAACGAUCUAGAUCAGAGUCUCCCUGUUCUUCUGUCAACACCAACCUCCCACCAUAUCAUCCAGACAAAUCUGUUGGUCAGGAGUUUGUGGUUCCUACACUGGGAUUCUUUUGUAAACUCUGCUCUACUUUCUACGUGAAGGAGAACACAAGCACCCAAGAUCCUCACUGCAGCAGCAGAGGACACUACGACAGGCUGAGGGAACACUACCAGGAGCUGGAGGAGAAAAGCAAACCAUCCAGACGUUCAGGAAGAAGGACACAAGGCUACAUUUCUGACUGAUGUUUCUGGUACUAGCUGUGGUGUUUGUUAAUAUGUUUCCUUUCCAAAUAGGUUUAUUUUAUAAAAAGAAAAUGAUUCACAUAAUCAUUGUCACAACCCCUUGUGAAUAAAAAUUAAAACAUUUUUACUAACCA